Messenger RNA from Striga asiatica, 684 nucleotides. Lineage: Eukaryota; Viridiplantae; Streptophyta; Magnoliopsida; Lamiales; Orobanchaceae. The record is from the annotation of a GenBank genome assembly.
AAUUAAACGAAAUAAAGGGGAAAUAUAACAUGGAAAGUUUAAAAGGGAAGAGAACACAGACAUUCAAAAUGAAAAUUAAGGAAAAGGAGACGAAAUAUAGAAAACGCUAACUUGUUUCCUGAAGGAAUUUCUCUCUCUUCCCUCAUUUUUUCUGUUCCCAAAAUUCGAUAGAUUGCUCGAUUCUACUCCGAUCGUUGAUUUUCAUCUCAUUUUGGUAUUGAUAAUCGCCGAAUGGGUCAAGCGUUUCGCAAACUCUUCGAUACUUUCUUCGGCAACUCUGAGAUGCGGGUUGUAAUGCUUGGUCUGGAUGCUGCUGGCAAGACAACAAUACUGUAUAAGCUUCACAUUGGGGAGAUAUAUGUUGUGGACUCUCUGGAUCGAGAGAGAAUUGGGAGAGCAAAGGCAGAAUUUCAGGCCAUCAUCAAAGACCCAUUCAUGCUUAAUGCUGUUAUUUUGGUCUUUGCGAACAAGCAAGACAUGAAAGGAGCAAUGACACCUAUGGAAGUUUGUGAAGGCCUAGGUCUCUAUGAUCUUAAAAAUCGAAAGUGGCACAUACAAGGGACUUGUGCUAUCAAAGGUGAUGGCUUGUACGAGGGGCUCGACUGGUUGUCGAGCACUUUGAAGGAACACAGAGCUGCUGGAUUUUCUUCAGUGGGUCCGUCAUUCUAUCAAGUUUGUGUUUGA